GAGGCGAUGGCGACGACGCGCGAGACGUUCGGCGACCGGCACCCGGACACGCUCACCUCGAUCGACAACCUCGGCUCGCUGCUGGAGGCCAAGGGCGACCUGGACGGCGCGGAGGCGCUGUAUCGCGAGGCGCUGGUGGCGAUGCAGGAAACGCUCGGCGACAAGCACCCGAACACGCUCUCCUCGAUCAACAACCUCGGCACGCUGCUUGGCAGGGACAAGGGCGACCUGGACGGCGCGGAGGCGCUGUACCGCGAGGCGCUGGUGGCGAUGCAGGAAACGCUCGGCGACAAGCACCCGAGCACCCUCACCUCGAUCAAAAACCUCGGCGGGCUGUUGUACGUCAAGGGUGACCUGGACGGCGCGGAGCCGCUGAGUCGCGAGGCGGUGGAGGCGCAGCGGGAGACGCUCGGCGACCGGCACCCGAACACGCUCGUCUCGAUCAGCAACCUCGGCAUGCUGCUAAAGGACAAGGGCGACCUGGACGGUGCGGAGCCGCUGAGUCGCGAGGCGCUGGAGGCGCAGCGUGAGACGCUCGGCGACCGGCACCCGGACACGCUCGUCUCGAUCAACAACCUCGGCUUGCUGCUGCAGAAGAAGGGUGACCUGGACGGUGCGGAGCCGCUGAGUCGCGAGGCGCUGGAGGCGCAGCGAGAGACGCUCGGCGACCGGCACCCGAACACGCUCGUCUCGAUCAACAACCUCGGCUUGCUGCUGUACGCCAAGGGCGACCUGGGCGGCGCGGAGGCGCUGUACCGCGAGGCGCUAAAGGGGUUCCGAGAGACGCUCGGCGACCGGCACCCGAGCACGCUCGGCUCGAUCAACAACCUCGGCACGCUGCUGCAGAAGAAGGGUGACCUGGACGGUGCGGAGCCCCUGAGUCGCGAGGCGCUCGAGGGGUUUCGAGCCGUGCUGGGCGACAGCCACCCGAACACA
Messenger RNA from Emiliania huxleyi CCMP1516, 936 nucleotides. RefSeq lists its product as hypothetical. Gene Ontology annotation, molecular function: protein binding. The transcript has a single exon. NCBI's taxonomy places the organism in Eukaryota, Haptophyta, Isochrysidales, Noelaerhabdaceae. The annotation marks the transcript as partial. The record is from RefSeq and is a predicted model, not a curated record. Gene Ontology annotation, cellular component: kinesin complex.